AUUACAAGCCCAGGUCCAACCAGUGCUGGGGCUAAGGUUUACAUUCAUUUUCAAGCAUUCAACCGAUUCAGACUUCGGAGCCCAUUAGAAGUGACAGAAAUUCCCACUUUUUAAAUUUACAAGAGGAAAAUAAGACUCGAAGCAGCAGAAAAAGUCCAAAAAAUACAAAAACAGCUGUCAAAAAUAAAAUUGUAGAUAGUUUUAAUAUGUAGUUGUAGAUAUAUAAUUUAUGGAUUUAUUAGAAUAAGAUAAUUAUAAAUUAGAAGAAUAAUUGUUCUUUUUUUAAAAUCCGUAAGACCAUAAUUAAUAACCAUAAACAGCCAAAAGAUCUUACUUUAUCCCCACAAAUUCAACUGCUUGGGGGAGAAGACCGAAGACCAAAACGCUAAAAAGGAGAAGACAGAGAGAAACAGCCGAAUGCAUUCUUGCUCAGGAAGAAGGCCGAGAAUUAUGGCGUCCUCAUUGUCAUUACCUCAAAAUAUCAUCACCGACAUCCUCUCUAGAUUACCUGUCAAGUCCCUAACCCGAUUCAAAUCCGUUUCCAAAAACUGGGGCCACCUCACUUCCACCCCUGCUUUGGUGGCCACCCAUCUCAGCCGCUCUUCUCCCGAUCCAUCACUCCUCAUCCGCCGCUACAACACCCAAUCCGGUGGGGGAUUCGGGAUCUGGCUGAUCACUAACCCUACUCGAAAUUACGGCAGCCUUCUCUUGAAGAUCCCCUUGCAAGAACCGCUUCCUCGGUUUCCGAAAAUCGUGGGUUCCGUCGAUGGUUUGGUUUGUCUCGAUGUUUCCCCUUGUUAUGGUUCCGAAUUUGUUUUAUGGAACCCUGGAACUAAGCAAUUUAAAGGCCUCUUUCCUUUGAUUGCUUCCUCCAAAAAUAACCCUAUUUGGUUGGUCUUUCUUGGGUUCGGCUUUGAUUCUUUCAACAAUGAUUAUAAGCUAGUCAGAAUCGUUUCUUUUAGAAGAAAUGAUGCGUUUCCAUUUGUGAGGGUUGAAGUUUAUUCAUGGAGGGAUGGGGUUUGGAAAGAAAUACAAGAAAGUUUCGACUUUGCUGUGUUAUGUGGAGGGCAGGAUGGAGUGGUUGUUAAUGGUAGUUUGAAUUGGGUAGGCAUUGGAUUGGAAAGGUUCGCCGAUCGCAAGGUUGUUGUUUCCUUUGAUAUGGGAAGAGAGGUUUUUAAGACGAUACCAUUGCCAGCCGUUACUCGACUUGCAAAUGUGAAGGUCAUGUCUUACAUGGGAUCAUUGGCCAUUGCUGUAUAUCCAUUAGUUUUUGCUGCUAAUGGUGAUAAUAUGAAUCGUUUCGAGUUUUGGGUACUGAGUGAUUGUGAUGAUGGGAGUAAACAAUGGACUAUUAUGUUUGUGAUUGAGAAUUUUUCAAAGUCUUUGAUUCCAAUAGGUACUUGGAUAGAUCGUGAAGUGGUGAUUAAGAAUAUAGGAGGUAGAGCAAGAGAGGAUUAUCCAAGUUUUUUUUUGUAUGAUCCAGUUGAUAAAGGAACGAAAAGGCUUCCUGUUGAUUGUGUUGAUUUCUAUAUAGAAGGUUACAGUUACGUGCAGAGCUUGGUGUCAGUCAAUGGAAGAAGCUAGGAUGGUAGUGGAGCAGAAGCAUUCCAGAUGCUAGUGGCCUACUCUGCUUUCUCUGUAACUUCGAUUCUGCAUUAAUCUAAUGCAACCCCCAUGACAAGACAGUUAAGACACCCGCUUCAG
Molecule: messenger RNA, 1704 nt
Organism: Durio zibethinus
Lineage: Eukaryota; Viridiplantae; Streptophyta; Magnoliopsida; Malvales; Malvaceae
Product: F-box/kelch-repeat protein At3g23880-like
Molecular function (GO): protein binding
Source: RefSeq, a predicted model, not a curated record